UCUUUGGCGUCGGACCCAUGCCCUUGCCCAUACCAAUGUGGUGAAUCAGUCGCUCGUCACAAACAAGACUUCUUUGCUCUAUACCCCAACUUUGGUGACUACAUAGAUCGCCUGAAGAACGUUGUCCGUCAUACUUGUAUUCGAUGUGGAAAGAGCUAUUGUCUGGCUUGCGGCGAAUCCUAUUCACAAAGCGAGAAGCCUCGUCCGGGAAUAUCCCCGGAAGAUAUCCUUUUCCAUUGUGCCAACCUGCAAGGAUUGAUUGUAGGAAUGGGACUUGCUAUUGUCCAGGUUCAAUAUGACCUCCAAACCAAUACGUCUACGACAGUUACCUCUCCAUCAUCACCAGAUGAGCCAGAGAAGAAGAAACGCAAAAUGAAUCCAUUGAAGUCGAUCGUCCCUGGAUUUAUGUCAAGUUCGGCAGACGAUGAUGACUUGUUCGGAGGCAGUAAAAAGUCAAAGGCUGGAAUUGGGUAUGCCGGAACAAUCAAGGAAGACAGUCUCAAAGAUAGCAACUUGUCUCAGCUCCUCGCGGAUGUCAGACAAUACUUGCCAUCUGUCAGAAGAGAAGGGGGAGGAAGAGCCAGUGACUUCCUUGUGCAUCCAACAACAUUGGCACACAUCCGAAGACGCUUCAAUGUCCUGUGCAGUACCCUUUUGAGAAAUGAUUCCCUAUCAGAUAUGAGUGACCGAUCCUCGCUCUAUUCAGAGGUAUUUGCAUGGCUGGAGACCAUUUCGAACCAUGAGGCACUGGCAUCCAUAAUGGGUAUGCCAAUCAUGGUUGUAGCAGCCGUGAAAGACGUGGUGGUACGCAAGGGCACAGGCAACUCGGGCUCGACGAAGGAGAGGACUAUCGUAUACGAGGGUUCGUCUGGACCUCGUGAACUAUUGGAAGCGAUUGUCGUGCAAGCUGAAGCAGCACAAAAAGGUCUCGAAAGUGUUAUCAAAGCUCGUGAAGCGCGUAAAGACCCUGAAGCGAUGACGGAAGCGGAAAAGCGAAUGUCCUCCCUGAACAAAGGAAAGAAAUCAUCUUCAAGUGCUGACGACGAAAAUGAGAAGCUGUUGGAAUUCU
Molecule: messenger RNA, 1069 nt
Organism: Acaulospora colombiana
Lineage: Eukaryota; Fungi; Glomeromycota; Glomeromycetes; Diversisporales; Acaulosporaceae
Source: the annotation of a GenBank genome assembly